Molecule: messenger RNA, 1315 nt
Organism: Gambusia affinis (western mosquitofish)
Lineage: Eukaryota; Metazoa; Chordata; Actinopteri; Cyprinodontiformes; Poeciliidae
Product: collagen alpha-1(XVII) chain-like
Exons: 2
Coding region: 185-763 (192 amino acids)
Source: RefSeq, a predicted model, not a curated record
GAGUCCCUGAUUGGUCCCACCUGUCUCUUGUUCCCUGCUGGAUCCUACUUGGUCCUGCAUCGUGUGCCGACCUCACUUCCUGUUUGUCUCACCUGUGCUUUCUCUUUCAUUAAACACAUUUCUCCACUUCAUCCUGGGUUUGACCCACAAGAGUCAAACUCCAGUCGCUGCCUGCAGGUUUUAGAUGAGCCACAGCUGCUGCAGCAGAAGCUCAUCUAAACACUGCAGGACCUCCAGGACCUCCAGGACCUCCAGGACCUCCAGGACCUCCAGGACCUCCAGGACCUCCAGGACCUCCAGGACCUCCAGGACCUCCAGGACCUCCAGGACCUCCAGGACCUCCAGGACCUCCAGGACCCCAGGACCCCAGGACACCAGGACAUUGGGCCUCCCGGACCUCCAGGACCUCCAGGACACCAGGACCUCCAGGACCUCCAGGACACCAGGACAUUGGGCCUCCAGGACACCAGGACCUCCAGGACCCCGGACCUCCAGGAUCUCCAGGACCUCCAGGACCCCGGACCUCCAGGAUCUCCAGGACCUCCAGGACCCCGGACCUCCAGGCCUCCAGGACAUUGGGCCUCCAGGACCUCCAGGACCUGCAGGACCUCCAGGACCGCAGGCCUCCAGGACACCGGACCUCCAGGACCUCCAGGCCUCCAGGACACGGGCCUCCAGGACCUCCAGGACCUCCAGAACCUCCAGGACCGCAGGCCUCCAGGACAUUGGGCCUCCAGAUCUGGAGUUUGACCCCCUGGACUGACUUCUUGAAUCCUCAUCUUCACAAAACUGUUUCAUGACAACAUGAACAAAUAUGUGGAGCAUAAUUAAUGUCUCACAAACUCAACAAGUUUUCACAUAAAGUGCUGCGUCACUAAACUGGAGGAGUUUCUUCAAAGCUGAAUGAAAAAAUGCAGAAUAUUCAAAGUAUCAAUUUUCAUGCAAUGAAGUGAAUCACAUGUUUAGUUUAUUUGAUUUGUUAAGAUUAUGGUUUCAUCUUCUGCAAAGUAAUGUAAGGAAAUUAAUUUCCUUCGAAAUGGGUCUGAGAAACCUUUGGCCAAUGCGACGUCCAGAACCUGUUUCCAAGUUCUGGGUACAGAAUGAAUGAUUUCAAAUAGAAACAUAGAUUUUAUUUUGGGCGUUAAAAUCUUCGUUCUGAGGAUUUAACUGAGUUUUUGCAUAAAGUCUUCCAGCCUCUGCAGAGUUUGAUGAUCACUGAACUCAUCAUCAAAUCUUUUCAUUGCCCCUGAUUAACAUAAUUCAGUCGUUAUUUUAAUCCUUCUCCUGAAAAUAAAACUUCUCGUGUCUCCAGACU